AUGGACGAAGUUCAAACGAUCGAAGCCGCAGUUUUGUCAUUUUACCGGGGUGGAUCAGAACAGCAAAAGGAAACGCAUAAAUGGCUUCAGCAAGUGCAGCACAGCCCGCAAGCUUGGUCCUUCUGUUGGGAGCUUAUGCAGCUGAACAAAUCGUCCGAGAUACAGUUCUUCGGUGCAAUCACGCUCAAUUCCAAGCUACGCAACGAUUGGGCAGAAGUGCCCAAGGAAGCGCACCAUGAGUUAAAACAGAAGCUGCUAGAAACGAUCGUAGUUUUUGGUAAUGGUCCGAAAAUCGUUCUCAAUAGGUUAUGUAUAUCGCUUGGCCUCUUCAUCGUACACAUGCUGCGCCACCCAACCGUCAUCGAGGAAGUAACCAAUAUGUUCUUGAACGAGCAGCUAGCAAACCUUGCAAAGGUCACCCAGAUAGAGAUUCUGAUGGCCGUGCUGGAAGUUAUUCCGGAGGAAGUUAAAAGCAUACGCACCCAGAUUCCCCGUCCGGUGGUUUGUGAAGAACUGAAUCGCAAUGCAGAAUUCGUCAUGCAAACCGUCGUCACGUACCUGAACGAUAAGUUGAACCAUAGCGCAGUGGAACCGCACGAUAUGAACGGAUUGAUCAAUGCUGCCAAAUGCACCGGCACUUGGGUUGCUCAUGGUAACGUGCACCUAAACGACCGUGAAGCCAUGAUACAAACAUUACUAAAGGCCGUCCACUACUGCUACUGGAAGGAACCGAAAGACGAAGGCUGCUUGAUGCCAGAAGAGAACGAGCUAGCCGAAACGGCUUUAAAGUCGUUGGCGAACAUCAUCUCUUCGUAUGCGACGCAAAAUGCAAAAUACUCAUUCACCAUCAUAAACUACAUGAAGCUGUUUCUUGACGUACUCGUUCCGAUUCUCGAUGCCGAAUAUAAAGAGAACAAUGAGAAUGAAAAUCUUGCCCUUAUGAUUUAUGCUCUCUUUAUCUCGACGCUCGAGUGCUUUUCCUCGGCCAUAUUUGCCGGCAUCGUCACGGAUUCGGACGAAGUUGCUAAGGUGUAUACGCGUACCGUCGACAUGCUGAUCAAGUGUACCGACAAACCGGGAACCUACCCGGUGGACGAAUCGUGUAGUACGUAUGCGAUGGAGUUUUGGUACAUGCUGCAGGAAGAGGUCCUUUCGAUGGACAACGGAGAGCACAAGAAACGGUGCCUGGAGGCAAUCAAGCCGGUCUAUGCACACGUGGUUAAAGUAUUGGUAAGGAAAUCGCAACUACCGGCCGAAUCCUCGCUACACAAGUGGAACGAUGACGACCUGGAAGCGUUCCGAUGUUACCGGCAGGACAUUGGUGAUACCCUUCUGUCCUGCCACGACGUCCUGAAUGAUCUUAUGCUGGACGUGCUGUCGGAGGCACUGGACGAAUCGAUCAUGUACCUCAGCUAUGAUCCGCAAUCAACGGAAAGCUGGACUCUUCUCGAAGCGACCAUUCACGCCUUCUGUUCAAUCGCACAAAAGAUCGAAUAUACCGAACACCAACAGAUCGUGAAGCUGCUCAAGGUACUGAACGAGAUACCGUACGAGAAGUACAACGACCGGCUGUUCGGAAUGGCACUCGAAACAGUUGGGGCGUAUAGCGAGUGGAUCGGAGACAAUCCCAAAUACCUACCGUCCGCCAUCACGCUGCUAGUGAAGGGCCUCAACUCGACAAAGGCUUCCCAGGCGACCCUUGGCCUGAAGGAUCUCACGUCCGAGUGUCAAAAGGAAGUCAUUCCGUACGCACUACCCUUGCUAGACGCCUGCCGGACGGCGCUACAGGAAGGUCACCUGAAAAAUGCGGAAAUGAUCCGCCUAAUGUAUACGGUCGGCAACAUACUUAGUGUGAUUUCGUACGAAAACAUCAUCCUCUACCUAGACGUUAUGGUUUCUCCCUGCUUCGAAGAACUGCAAAUGCACGUACAAAACAACGAUCUUAGCGAAUCGACAAAAGCACGCGUUGUGUUGCGACUCGAAAUGAUUUCGAAGCUGUUUUCCUCCCUCAACAUUCGCAAACCGACGGAAAAUGAAGAGGAAAAAGUCCUCGGCACCGUAGCACCGCCCGGUGGCCAAAAGCUCGCCUUUCCCGGGUCCUCACCGGUCGGGCCCGUGCAACCCAUACUGCUGAUACUGGAAAAAACUAUGGGUUUAUUGAAGAACCUAUGCACUCUGUGGAUCCACGAUGAAACGGUUAUCGAUACGUUGUGCAAAGCGUUGCAACAGGCUUUGACGAAUCUGAUGGACGACAUUAAACCCCUGCUCACGGAGAUGUGCUGUUUGGUGCUGUCGAUUCUCAACACCAACUGCGUCGUAUCCGCGGCGGAUAUUGCAGGCAACUUCAUACUCAUGUUCUACAAAGAUCAGGACUGCCGGCAGCUCAUGGUUCAGCUGUUUACCGCAAUCAUGGACUACAACUUUAACCAGAUGCAGAUGAACCUGGGUAAGCUGUCGCGGAUAGCGGACCUGAUAGAAACUUUCUACGCGUUCAACACGAGAAUAUCGAAAAAGAUUCCGAUCUGCUACAGUGAGGUGCAAGUCGACUGCAUGAAACUGGUGGAUUAUGCCACAAAAUGUAUGAUGCUUCCGGAAACGGGUCCGAUGAAGAAGAGCGUCGCAUUCAUCACGAUGUUUGUGAAGGAAUCCGUCAAUCACCCGGUUAUGAUGGGUGUUAUCCUGGCGCAGGGUGAGAACAUCGUUCGAUCCACGUUUUUGUGCAUUGGAGGGACAGCGCUUCGAACGCAGGUGGAGAUCUUCGCGGAAAUUUUCCUCGCCCUCAACUUCCGAUAUCCCACCGAGUUCAUCCAGUGGAUUAAGUUGCUGGAAAUGCCAAACUUCCCUACCGCAUACGUGAAUGCCGCAGACAAGGAACAAUUUAUGCGCAAAAUUAUCAGGGAACGCGUCAACAAACGUCUCGUGCAAGAUCACGUGCGAAAGUUUGCUGCUCUUUGCCGAAACAUUGUUGAAUAUGAAAGCAAAUAAACAUAAAGUUGCCGCUAAGUGAAGAGAUAUAGAGCGAGAGAGAGAGAGAGAGAGAGAGAGAGAGAGAGAGAGAGAGAGAGAGAGUAUCUUUCGAUCUAACCAAUGUGAUUUUUAGCCUGUAGUGGAGAAAAAUGUAUGUACAAAUAUUCCUCCAUAUAAGAGAAAUGGCCGACGUAACCGGGGGAAGCAGCAGACAGGAAAAUCGUUUAGCUUUCCCAACCGGCAUAUCCUUACCGGCUCGUGGACUCUUCGUACUAAUGAGUCCUGCGAUUGCGUGUGUCCACGUGUUUGCGUGCCAACAGAGAUCGAUGGCCAAUCUUUGAAGCCAUUCAAAAUUACGUGCACAUGGCUUGCACUUUUCUCUUGAAACACGAAUAA
This is a messenger RNA of Anopheles nili, 3363 nucleotides long. RefSeq names its product importin-13 (gene cdm). The transcript has 8 exons. The record is from RefSeq and is a predicted model, not a curated record. Bases 1 to 2985 code for a protein of 994 amino acids. Gene Ontology annotation, molecular function: small GTPase binding. Gene Ontology annotation, cellular component: nuclear membrane; cytoplasm. NCBI's taxonomy places the organism in Eukaryota, Metazoa, Arthropoda, Insecta, Diptera, Culicidae. Gene Ontology annotation, biological process: protein import into nucleus.